CCACCAGUUAACCACACUAGUGCGCAUGUUUUAUAGCAUUUUAUUUAGAAAAAUUGAAUUUUAUUAAAUAAUAAAAGGAUUUUAAUUUUUUUUAUUUUUUUUACCAUUGUUAAAAUUAUCAUUUUCAUAUUAUAAUCAAUUAAAUAAAAUUAAUUAAUUAAAAUUUAAUAAAGAAAUAAUUAAAUUACACAUAAAAUAAUUAUGGCUUUAAGAGUAAUAGCUUCUUCAAAAAAUAUAAAAAAUAUUGUUAAAACCAUAGAAGGAAAUUUUAUGAGAUGUUUAGCAACAGCCGCUGAUAAUAAAAAUAUUGGUUUUAUUGGACUUGGUAAUAUGGGGGGUCACAUGGCUACAAAUUUAAUGAAAAAGGGUCAUAAAUUGCAUGUUUACGAUGUUUCAAAACCAGCUUGCGAAGCAGUUAGAGCCAAGGGUGCAAAAAUUGCAGAUUUAUCGGAAAUUGCAAAAAUGGAUUAUGUUAUAACAAUGUUACCAAACAAUGAUAUCGUUUAUAAUACAUUUGAAGAAUUAAUGAAAAAAGAUAUCAACAAGAAUGCUUUAUUUAUUGAUUCAAGCACAAUAGAUCCAAAUGUUGUUAAAUCUAUUCAAAAAAUUGUGAAAGCAAAAGGAGCACGUUUCGUUGAUGCACCAGUUUCUGGUGGAGUUCCUGGUGCUGAACAAGCCACAUUAACAUUUAUGGUUGGCGGUACAGUUGAUGAAUAUAAUGCAGUAAAACCAGUUUUAGAAGGUAUGGGUAAACGCAUUACACACUGUGGCAGUUAUGGUAUGGGUCAAGCUGCAAAACUAGCAAAUAAUAUGAUGUUAGCUAUAUCAAUGAUUGGUGUUUCAGAAGCAAUGAAUUUGGCAAUACGAUUAGGUUUAGAUGCUCAAACAUUUGCUGAUAUUAUUAAUUCAUCAACUGGCCGUUGCUGGAGUUCUGAAAUGUAUAAUCCAGUUCCUGGAAUUGUAAAGACAGCACCAGCGAAUUUCGGAUAUUCGGGUGGUUUUUCAACAGAUUUGAUAACAAAAGAUUUAGGAUUAGCAUCAGGAGUUGCUACAGCCUCAAAUACUCCGAUUCCUAUGGGUGCCCUAGCUCAUCAAAUUUAUAGAACACUAAAAUCUCAAGGAUUAGGAAACAAAGACUUUUCAGUAGUAUACGAUUUUAUGAAAAAUGAAUCUAAUAAUUAAUAUCUAAAAUUUAUUCAUUUUUAAGCAUUAUAAGAAAUGUAGGUUCACAUAUACCUACGAAAAAAGUUUGCAUUUAUUUUGAUACUAGAUACAAUUAGUAAAGACACAUACGUACAUUAAUAUAUAUGUUUGUACAUAUGUGCAUUCAUAUAAAUGUAAUUUAUGUAUAUGCGUUAGGUAAACUAAAAAUGCAUUCAUGCGUUUAAGAUGCACUAUUCGGAACAUAAUUAAUAUGAACUGAAUUGUGCCUCAUAGACGCAUAGAUGAUUUUUUAAUUUACCCGUUACUUUCAUAAUAGAUUUGUUUUUACUCUAUUUGAAUGCAUGAAUGCAAGAAUUUAUAAAAAAUAAUUUUUAAGUAAACGGUAUACGUGCGAUCCUAACGUGUUAAUCUUAUAUUUUUGUAUGCAUUUCUGAAAUAAAAUCAUUUUUUUAUGUACAUA
Molecule: messenger RNA, 1624 nt
Organism: Condylostylus longicornis
Lineage: Eukaryota; Metazoa; Arthropoda; Insecta; Diptera; Dolichopodidae
Product: probable 3-hydroxyisobutyrate dehydrogenase, mitochondrial
Exons: 2
Coding region: 202-1182 (326 amino acids)
Biological process (GO): L-valine catabolic process
Cellular component (GO): mitochondrion
Molecular function (GO): NADP binding; 3-hydroxyisobutyrate dehydrogenase activity; NAD binding
Source: RefSeq, a predicted model, not a curated record